GGGACCUCGGGGAAGUGGAGAUGGCCGAGUACGAAGAGGAAGACGGAGGUUUGGCCACGCCGGAGGAUUCCAUGUCGGGGUCGGCGGCUUCAGUGGUGACAGCGGAGCAGGUAAAACAGAGAGCACCAAACUUCUGCUGAGACAUGUGGUGAGACGCAGCCGCGGAAAUGCACAACUCAGCCAGCAAGUGCUGCAGGUGAAUCCUUUACUGGAGGCAUUUGGAAAUGCUCAGACUGUGAUGAACCAGAAUAGCAGCCGAUUUGGAAAAUAUAUCCAACUGCGAUUCAGUGAGGGAUCUGUGAAAGGAGCAAAGAUUAAUGAGUAUCUCCUAGAGAAGUCUCGUGUGUCCCACCAGGAUGUAGGCGAGAGGAACUUCCAUGUCUUCUACUACAUGCUCUUUGGGUGUCCUGAGGAGGAAAAAGAAGCCUAUGGUCUUUUACAUCCAUCCAUGUACAGGUAUAUUGGCCAAGGCUGGGAAGAGAGUGAUUCCGGGAACUGGGUUGCAGGAUACCAGAGGUUGUGCAAUGCCAUGCGGAUGGUUGGCUUUCAGAGCCAGGAGGAGCUGGACCUGAAAACCAUCCUGUCCGGGGUCCUGUCCCUGGGGAACAUUACGUUUGAAGCGCAGGAAGCAGGAGGAGUUACAGUGCAUGGUUCAGCCUUGGGGUGGCUGAAAGCAGCUGCGGGGCAGUUUGGGGUGCAGGCAGAAGAUCUGAUGAGCUGUUUGGUUUGCACAAUAUCUGUAACACGCGGGGAAGCCAUCCGGAGGUUACACAGCGAGCAGCAAGCGCAGGACGCCAGAGACUCCAUCGCCCGCGUCGUUUACUCGCGUAUGUUCGGAUGGAUUGUUACCAAAGUGAACGAGCUUCUCGCUGACAACGUGGUGAGCGGACGAGAACUGCAGGAGAUAGGUAUAUUGGAUAUCUUUGGCUUUGAAAACUUCGCUGUGAAUCACUUUGAACAACUUUGUAUAAAUCUGGCAAAUGAGCAACUACAACAUUUUUUCAACCAUCACAUUUUCCUGAUGGAGCAGAAACAUUACAUGGAAGAAGGAAUAGAACAUGACGAUGUCAUCUUCACAAAUAACCAGACAAUAUUG
Pseudophryne corroboree (corroboree frog) is the source of this 1096-nucleotide messenger RNA. Its product is annotated as unconventional myosin-VIIa-like. NCBI's taxonomy places the organism in Eukaryota, Metazoa, Chordata, Amphibia, Anura, Myobatrachidae. The transcript has 10 exons. Gene Ontology annotation, cellular component: myosin complex. The record is from RefSeq and is a predicted model, not a curated record. Gene Ontology annotation, molecular function: protein serine/threonine kinase activity; ATP binding; microfilament motor activity. The annotation marks the transcript as partial. Gene Ontology annotation, biological process: regulation of actin filament length; peptidyl-serine phosphorylation.